CUGCUGCGAAGGUCUCAACUAGAAGCUACUGUUUUACAGAACCAUACAGUGACAUUGCUGUUUAUUGACACCUGAAAGGAUCAAAUAUGUCUGUCUCAGCGUUUGCAUUGAUAUUGCUUAGUGCAAUAAAUGUCAUAUGGGCCAUAGAUAUUAAAGUGAGCCUGGACAACACUAAGGUAUAUACCCCAAUAGCUUCCAAAAAUAAACUCUAUUACAUCUCUAAGUCUAACUUUGUCAGUUACACCCAGGCCAGCACCUGGUGCUCACAGAAUGGAGGAGGCUACCCAGCAGAGAUCGAUACCGCGGAAGAGCUUGGAUUAAUUGAACAGUACGCGUCUUCUACUAACUUGGACAGAAUCUUCAUCGCAGGCACUGAUGCCAAGAAAGACGGCGUAUUUUUUAGUCAACGAACUGGAGCAUUCAUACACAUUUACAACUGGGCCAACGGAGAGCCCAAUAAUGAUGGCGGAGUAGAAGACUGUCUAGAGUUGUACGGCAAUGGACAGGGCAGGGUGAAUGAUACCCCAUGCAACAGAGCUUCUAUCUCCCACUAUGUUCUCUGCGAGCUUGAUCUAUUUUAGAAAAGUUCCCAUAGCAGAUUUAUGCAAAUAAAAAAAAAAAUCAUAACCAAGAGAAUCUGUGUUUCGGUUUUCCAUUUUUAGCGGCCCCCGUAAGGGGAAAAAGCCGCUAUUAGGUUUGUGCAAAAUGUCCGUCUGUCCGUCUGUCACACUCAGAUCUCGAAAACUAGAAGAGAUAUGAAAAAUAUUAUUUCAUCAUUAAAUCCGGCUUGAAAAGUUUAGGUGCAACGGCUACUUUUGGUUUUCUAAAAGCAAACCGUUUAAUUUAUAAAAUUAAUUAUGCAAGCGAUUUUUUCAUAAAAAUACACCAAUUCUAAAACAAUUACGUAAAUGUAAGGGAGGCAAUGUUACAAUAUGCUAACAAAGAUGGACGAUUUUUGUGUAUUUUCAGUAUCACUAAGUCAAAUAUAUUUUUAAAAUGUACAGGAAAUGUUUACAACAAAUACAAAUAAUAGUUAAAGACGUUUUUUCUGGUCAACUAGCUGCUAAAAUUAAAAGAAAACAUUUCUGUUUGUUUAUAAAGGCUAAUAAUGCACUUUGUAUGUAAAUAUCACGCACAUUUUUUUUAAUGGACUUUUUAUGCAGCGAUUUUCGUGCAGUAGCGUAACGUCGCAACAUGAUCAGGUGCUAAACCAAUUCCUUAAACUGUUUUUAAAAAUCAGAUUUUAUUUAUUUUUUGUUUAGUGCCCCCAUCCGAAUAAAAGAAGCUUAUUUUUGUGCGUUUUGUCUGUUGGUCGGUCUGUCCGUCACGAUUAGAUUUAAAAAACUAGAACUCUAAAAGCUAUUGAAAAUCUGAUUUACCCUUUAAUGUUCCUCCCAUAACAUCUCAAUAGUUUUAAGUAUCUAAAAUUGAUUGUUCCGGAUUUUUUGUGCAAAACUAAUCAACGCCAACAAAUGUUUGUUUGCUCUUCUAACUGAUAUUACAUUCAAUUUCCAUGCUUAAACGUUGCAAAAACACAUUAUCAAUAAUAUGUUGUUACGUUUUUUAUGUAAAUAGCAUAUUAAUGCUAAAUCAUAAUCUCUAUACUGACUUAUAUUUCAUUAAGUGUAAAAAUGUUCCGGAUAUUGUUUUAUAAAACAUGAAUUAUGCCUAAUGAUUGUUUGAAAUCGCAUAAGGCUUUUAAAAAAAAGUAAUUUACUAGAAUUGAUUACUGAAAAUUACUUUUUAGACAUUUAAUUUUCUUGUAAAACAUAACAUAGAAGUUUUGUAAUCGAUAAAUAAAGUUCCGGAUUUUGUUUCUUACAAAUCGUCGCCAGAAAUUUCCGAAUUUAUUUAAAAAUCUACUAACGCCAAAUAAUUGUUUGAACUCCCUCUUCUAAUUAAUAAACAAAUAAUCUUCUCAUUUACGAAAUAAUGUUUUUACGGAUUUUUAUGAAAAAUAUUUUAACUCACUACUCUCUUACAGUACAUUUAACUUUCUACCUAAAACAUUAAAAAAUCUAAUUAUCGUUAAUAUUAUGUUCCGAUUUUUAAGGAAAACAGAAUCCAAACACCAAAGUAAGGUAUGAAAAUCUCUCCACGUGGCUGUAGUACAUCUAAUUUUUAUACGAGACCAUCCAAAAAAUUUAAUUAACGGUAUUACAUUUAUCUGAAAUUCUCUUUUUCUUUUACUAUUUAUACAAACAUCCGGAGCAAUCUAUUAUAUAAACUUUUCAAUUGUGUUC
Biomphalaria glabrata is the source of this 2243-nucleotide messenger RNA. Its product is annotated as pulmonary surfactant-associated protein D-like. Lineage: Eukaryota; Metazoa; Mollusca; Gastropoda; Planorbidae. The transcript has 3 exons. The record is from RefSeq and is a predicted model, not a curated record. Bases 87 to 581 code for a protein of 164 amino acids.